This is a messenger RNA of Paramisgurnus dabryanus, 4870 nucleotides long. It is a transcript of the gene dsg2.1, whose product is annotated as desmoglein 2, tandem duplicate 1. Gene Ontology annotation, cellular component: plasma membrane; desmosome. Gene Ontology annotation, molecular function: calcium ion binding. Gene Ontology annotation, biological process: homophilic cell-cell adhesion. The record is from RefSeq and is a predicted model, not a curated record. Lineage: Eukaryota; Metazoa; Chordata; Actinopteri; Cypriniformes; Cobitidae.
CACAUCGAUCUCAAUCUCACUAUUGUCUAUCACAAAGCAGCGCAGACACAUUUGGGCUCUUGUGGAUUUUAUAAGCAGGUGUUGAUAGCAGCGAAGCGGAUCUCAGGUGAUCAGGAAAUAACACGAGCUCCUGCGGCCAUGGCCCGGCGUAUCUCGCCUGCUUUCGCUUUUCUCUUUUGCUUUGUUUUAGCGCAUGUGUUUGAAUCUGAGGCCAAAUAUGAACACGUUGUGGCCCUCCGCAGGCAAAAGAGAGAAUGGAUCAUCCCACCUCAAAUUCUAGAAGAGAAUGUAGAUUACACCAAGAGAGAUUUCAUUGCAAAAAUUCGCUCAGAUAAAGAAGAAUUGCAGGGGAUAGGUGUGACAUACUCACUAAAGGGCAUCGGAGCAGAUCAGAAUCCUUUCAACUUAUUUGUGGUGAAUCCUGAAACUGGACUUGUGAGAAUAACAGAAAUCCUUGACAGAGAGAACAUCGCCCAAUAUAAUCUGUCUGGGACUGCUAAAUUCAAAGACGGCAGAAUUGCAGAGAAUGAUAUUGGAUUGAGAAUAAAAGUGAAGGACCAGAAUGACAAUCCUCCUGUUUUUGGUCCAAUGGAACUUGCGGCUGUAGAUGAACUCAGUGCAAUAGGUACACAAGUGAUGAAGAUUAAUUGCAAAGAUGCUGAUGAGCCUGGAAACCCAAAUUCUCAAAUCAAGUAUGAGAUUGUCAGUCAGGAACCGAAUGGGCAACAGAUGUUUACAGUUGACAAUGAUGGAGUGGUUCGUGUUGCCAAUGAAAAUCUGGAUAGAGAGACAAUUGAUCAGUAUGUGGUUUUGGUCAGGGCAUCGGACCUGAAUGGAAGGCCAGGUGGACACACUUCCACAGGGACAAUGACCAUCAAGAUCAAUGAUGUCAAUGAUAACCCGCCUAAGUUGGAAGGCCCGUUUGAAGGCAGUAUAGAGGAGAACACGCAGCAGGUGGAGGUGAUGAGAUUUAAAGCAACUGACCUAGAUCUUGAGGGGACAGAUAACUGGGUGACGCAGUGCAAUAUUAAAAGAGGCAAUGAGGCCGGAUACUUCAGCAUUAAAACUGAUCCCAAGACCAAUGAGGCAGUUCUGAUGCUUGAGAAGGCUGUUGAUUAUGAGGAUGUCAAAGACCUUAAGCUUGACAUUGAAGUAGGCAACAAGGCUCCAUUCCACUCCUCCGUGACUGGUUCAAGUCAAGAGAUAACUGUUGGCGGUGGAGGAAUCGGGGCUGGAGCCGGGGCUGGAGCCGGGGCAGGAGCCGGAGGCACGGGAUCCGGAGGCGCGGCCGGAGCAAGUGCUGGUGAAACAAGUGCUGGUGGAACAAGCGGUGGUACAUGGUUAUCGGGGGCUAGUGGUUCGCAAAUUCCAACCUAUACUGUUAAUAUAAAAGUAAAAAACCAACCAGAAGGACCAAAGUUCAUACCUGGAACAAAGGCCAUUACUGUUUCAGAGGAUGGGGCGUCAUUUGACAGUAAGAAGAUCAUUGCCAGAUAUCCGGCCACUGAUACAGACACGGGAAAAGAAGCGACCAAUGUAAGGUAUGCUAAAGGAUAUGACCCAGAUAACUGGCUGAGUAUCGAUGAGACAACUGGAGCCAUUACAAUGAAUAAAGCUCCUGAUCGGGAGUCCAAGUUUUUAACUAAUGGAACUUACUACGCCAAGAUUUUCAGCAUUACUCAAGACUUGCCUUCUAAGACAGCAACAGGCACCAUUGCUAUCCAGGUCGAGGAUUUUAAUGAUCAUUGCCCCACUUUGACAAGCAGCAAUCAGACACUGUGCACUGACAAGGAUGCCGUCAUAGUUACUGCAAAGGAUGGGGAUGCAGAUCCUAACGGAGCUCCAUUCACGUUUAACAUUGUCGAUGAUGGAACUAAGGGGAAGUGGACAACUGAACAUUUAAAUGACACCACUGUCAUCUUCAGAACCCAUGAGAAACUGUGGCCAGGACAGUACGAGCUUACUGUGGAGGUCAAAGACCAGCAGGGACUCUCAUGUCCAGUACCAGAGAAGCUAACGGUGGAUGUGUGUACCUGUACAAGUCAGGGCAGUUGUAAUAGAGUCAGCGGGCCCGCAGCACGGAAGGGCUCCACGUUAGGACCUGCUGGAAUCGGGCUGCUGCUUCUUGGUCUCCUUGCUUUAUUGCUCAUACCCCUACUGUUGCUGCUCUGUCAGUGUGGAGCAGCUGGCUUUGUAGGUCCCUUCGCAGACAUGCCCUAUGACACUAAAGAGCAUCUCAUCGCGUACCACACAGAGGGCCAGGGAGAGGACAGAGAUGUUCCAGUACUGCCUGAUGAGCGUGAUGCUAGGGGUCUCUACUCAAAAAUAGAUACGGUUGGUGGUGUUGCUGCAGUGCGUGAUAUGUUAAGUAUGGCCAAUAUGAAUGAAGCUGGGGGCUUCGUGAGGUCCUCUUUUGGUAUGCGUGAUACCAUUGGAACGUAUGGUGGCGCGGGAAUGUACGACGGGAAUUCGGUGCAAUGGACCGCCGGUAUGACAGAAGAGGCUGGAGGUUUCGAUGGGAUGGCCGCAUCUGAGCAGUUCUUGGAUGAGUACUAUUCACAGAAAAGCCGGGCUAUAGAAGAUGGUUUUGCUAAAAACAACAUUCUGGAGUACCAAAAUGAGGGAAUGGGUUCUCUUGCUGGUUCUGUUGAGGCCAUUAGUAUUGUGGAAGAUGACAACGAUUUAGCCUUUCUCAAUGACCUUGGACCAAAGUUUAACACUCUUGCUUCAGUAUGCGGAGGUAAAAUGACCACAGUUGAGCAAUAUGUGCCCCCUCCUCCCCCUCCUAAACCUGUGGAACGUACUGUCGUCAGCAGCGAGAAUGUUGGCUUCAACAGUAGUAUGGCUGCAAACACGGUGAACAUGGCUUCUAGUGCUGCAUCAUCGACCCGGGUGGAGAACGUGCUUGUGACGGAGAAUCGCCCGACAGUGUAUGCCAGUGUGCAGCCCACUACAACGCUUCUAGUGCAACAACAGCAGCCCAUGUACUACAUGGUCGAGCAGCAGCCAAGCACCGUACUGCUAGCCGAAAGGCCCGCCAUGAGCUACGGGCAGAAUAUGUACGUGCUAAAUGGCGGCCAGAUGGGCGAGGAGGUUGUGCUUCAGGGUGCCAACGUAGCGUCCAACCACGGCGAGAGAAUGGUGCUCCUGGAGAGAGGUGGAGCUCAAGCUGUCAACACUGGGGUGCUACAAAUGGGUAGUUUGUCCGGAUCGCAAGUUCUGCUGGUGGAUGGGGGUGCCCAAAGCGGCCACGUCCUUCAGGGGACCCUGAAGAGGGGGGUUGCAGGAUCUCAGGGUGUGAUGGUUGUGGAAGGUGGACAAGGGGGUGUGGUUCAUGGGUCUCUUAGAAAAGGUGUUUCCACUCAUGGAGGAUCUCAAGGUGGGGUGUAUCAUGUAGAGAAUAGAGGGGGGUCAGGGGUCAUUCAGGGGUCUCCUCAAAAGAGUGCAGGGUCAGUUAGUGGUAAAGUCGUAUCGAGUGGGUCGACCCAACGAAAUGUAACAACACAGAAGGUCAUCCAGGAGAAAAUUGUGACAUCACAAACCACCAUGUAACAAUGCAACACUGAUAGCCAACUUGCGCUGUUGUAACAGUGUUGCAGAGUUUGAAAUAUAUAUCUCAUGCCUUUCGAAAAUCAGCUAUCAAAAUGAUUGUAUUAUGAAUAUUUGAGCUCAUCUUGUCAUUACACACUACAGUAAAUCAUGGAAAAUCCAAAUUAUUUCUUGAGAAAACCAGUUUUAAUGCCUUUGAAUGUUUCUCUCUGUAUUUGUAGUACAUGAUUUAUAUAUAUAUAUAUAUAUAUAUAUAUUGUGCUCCUCUCUACAGGAAAUAUAUAUUAUAUAUAUAUAUAUAUAUAUAUAUAUAUAUAUAUAUAUAUAUAUAUAUAUAUAUAUGGAGUUUUUCUAUUUUUUCAUAAAUAUGGUAUGUGAUUUUGAAUGUGUUUGUGGGUGCUCAGUUCUGUGUGUUCUGCAGAAGUUAUUUGCAGAUAUAUAAGCAGGAGAUUCGGUCUUCCCGAGGACCUAUAGUGAAGUUCAUGCAAAUGUGCCUGAGCCCAAAGCUAUUUUAAUAUUAGGCAGAUAUAUGAGAACGUUUGCAUCAGCCUAGUAAAGUGGCCCUGGAAAAUUAGAUCAGGUGCCAGAGAUAUAAAGUUACUGUAAAUAAAGUUUCAUGAAUCACUUCUGGUAUCAAAUCAAGUACAACAUAAUUGGGAAUCCGUUAUGCUUUUCAUUAACAACAGUCUGCAUCACUGAAUAGCACUGGGAAAGUUUUUUUAUGGUAUUAUAUGAUUUCAUUUGUUUUCUCUGUCACUUUCGGUGGCCAAUGUUUGUAAAUACAUAAUGUAAGAAGUAUAGAUAACAGCUUGGGGUGUUUUUUUGCACUACACUAUAAUUCAUUAAAGAGACCAAACUUCUAUUCCAAGCAAAAAUGCUAAUACAUAUUAAAUGAGUGUUUCUUAAAAGAAUAAUGUUUUAUAUUUUUUAAAGUGCUUGUACUUAAUAAUGCAAUAGCUAAACUGCAUACCAUUUCUUUUAUAGUAGGAAGUAAAGGUUAAAACACUAGAGUGGUGUUGGGCUCUUUUGUUUUUGUUUGUUGUUGUUUUUUUAGCUAAAUAGGAUGGGCAGUUGGUUUCAACUUUACCAAAACUGGACCCAUUAGAUGCAUGGUGGGAAAUUAUGUUAUUGCUUUUGGCAGUAAAAUAUAAGUUUUUAUUUUAACUUUAUAUUUGUAGCGCACACCAUAAAUAGCUUUCUACUAAAAGGAGUUAAAUAGGCUAAAUUUUAAGGAUAUUUUUAUGUUUCUUUUAUAAAUGUUUCAUAUGUUUCACUUAUUAUGGAAAUUGUUUUAAAGGACAAUAAAGUCUUUUAAAAAGAA